CUCGUCUGCCUAGUCCGCCCGCUAGGCUAGGCUGGUGGCGGGAGGUUGGUGAACCGUGGAGGGUUGUCUCUGCCAUGACUGCGGAGCUCCAGCAGGACGACGCGGCCGGAGCAGCAGAUCGCCACGACUCGAGCUGCCAAAUGCUGUUAAAUCAGCUGAGAGAAAUCACGGGCAUUCAAGACCCUUCUUUCCUUCAUGAAGCUCUGAAGGCCAGUAAUGGUGACAUCACUCUGGCAGUUAGUCUUCUCACUGAUGAAAGAGUUAAGGAGCCCAGUCAAGACACUGUUGCUACAGAAUCACCUAAAGGAGAGAGGAGUGCCACCAACAAAGAAGUAUUAGCAAAAGUAAUAGACCUUACUCAUGAGAACAAAGAUGAUUUUCAGGCUGCUAUUGCUUUGAGUCUACUGGAGUCCCCUAAAGUUAAAGCUGAUGCACGAGAUCUUAACAGGAUGCACGAGGUAACUGCUGCAGAAACUAAACGCUCAAAGAGAAAACGCUGUGAAGUCUGGGGGGAAAACCCCAAUCCCAAUGACUGGAGGCGAGCUGAUGGUUGGCCGGUUGGGCUGAAAAAUGUUGGCAAUACGUGUUGGUUUAGUGCUGUUAUUCAGUCUCUCUUUCAGUUGCCUGAAUUUCGAAGACUUGUUCUGAGCUACAGUCUGCCACAGAAUGUCCUUGAAAAUUGUCCAAGUCACACAGAAAAGAGAAAUAUCAUGUUUAUGCAAGAGCUUCAGUAUUUGUUUGCCCUGAUGAUGGGAUCAAAUCGCAAGUUUGUAGACCCGUCAGCAGCCCUGGAUCUCUUAAAGGGAGCGUUCCGAUCACCUGAGGAGCAGCAGCAAGAUGUCAGUGAAUUCACACACAAGCUCCUGGAUUGGCUAGAGGAUGCAUUCCAGCUAGCUGUUACUACUAACAGCAAUCCCAGGAACAAAUCUGAAAAUCCAAUGGUGCAGUUAUUCUACGGGACUUUCCUCACUGAAGGAGUUCGUGAAGGAAAGCCCUUUUGUAACAAUGAGACCUUCGGCCAGUAUCCCCUUCAGGUAAAUGGUUAUCGCAACUUAGACGAAUGUUUGGAAGGGGCCAUGGUGGAGGGUGAUGUUGAGCUGCUUCCUUCCGAUCAUUCACUGAAGUACGGACAAGAGUGUUGGUUUACAAAACUACCUCCAGUGUUGACCUUUGAACUGUCAAGAUUCGAGUUCAAUCAAUCCCUUGGUCAACCAGAGAAAAUUCACAAUAAACUGGAAUUUCCUCAGAUAAUUUACAUGGACAGGUACAUGUACAGGAACAAAGAGCUUAUUCGAAGUAAGAGAGAGUGUAUUCGGAAGUUGAAGGAGGAAGUAAAAGUCCUACAGCAAAAAUUGGAAAGGUAUGUGAAGUAUGGCUCAGGCCCAGCUCGGUUCCCACUCCCGGACAUGCUGAAAUAUGUGAUUGAAUUUGCUAGUACAAAACCGUGCUCGGAGCGCUCUGUGUCUCAGAGUGACGCAAGCAUGACAUUACCACUUUCUCCAGUGCACUGCCCAGUCUCUGACCUGACAUCCAAGGAAAGUACAAGUAAAGAAAGCUCUUCUCAGGAUGUUGAAAGUACCUUUUCUGAAGAUUGUCUGCACAAGUCUACACCAGUGAAUAAGCCCCUUCCAUCUUCACGGUCUCCAGUGGAAAUGCCUGCACACCCAGCUCCUCGAACAGUCACAGAUGAGGAGAUAAACUUUGUUAAGACCUGUCUUCAGAGGUGGAGGAGUGAGAUUGAACAAGAUAUACAAGAUUUAAAGAAUUGUAUUGCAAGCACUACCCAGACUAUUGAGCAGAUGUACUGUGAUCCUCUCCUUUGUCAGGUGCCUUAUCGCUUGCAUGCAGUUCUUGUUCAUGAAGGGCAAGCAAAUGCUGGACACUACUGGGCCUAUGUCUAUAAUCAACCCCGACAAGUCUGGCUCAAGUACAAUGACAUCUCUGUUACCGAAUCUUCCUGGGAAGAACUUGAAAGAGAUUCAUAUGGAGGCCUGAGGAAUGUUAGUGCUUAUUGUCUGAUGUACAUUAACGACAAGCUCCCCCACUUUAAUACAGAGGCAGCCCCAAAUGAAUCAGACCAGAUGUUAGGAGAAUUGGAAGCCUUAUCUGUUGAACUUAAGCAUUACAUUCAGGAAGAUAACUGGAGAUUUGAACAGGAAGUAGAGGAGUGGGAAGAAGAGCAGUCUUGUAAAAUUCCUCAAAUGGAAUCUUCUACCAACUCAGCGUCACAGGAUUUCUCUACGUCCCAAGAGCCUUCAGUAGCCUCUUCUCAUGGGGUUCGCUGCUUGUCGUCUGAGCAUGCCGUGAUCGUCAAGGAGCAAACUGCCCAGGCCAUUGCAAACACUGCACGUGCCUACGAGAAGAGUGGUGUGGAAGCAGCCCUGAGUGAGCUUAAGGAACCUGAAUCCAAGAAGCCCAUGCCCCCGGAAGCAAACCUUGCAGAGCAGUCAGAACAGCCCCAAAAGGCUAAUGAUGCAGAGUCUGCAGCCCAGCCUAAUUCUGAGGUCUCUGAAGUCGAGAUUCCCAGUGUGGGAAGGAUUCUGGUUAGAUCUGAUGCAGAUGGAUAUGAUGAGGAGGUGAUGCUGAGCCCUGCCAUGCAGGGGGUCAUCCUGGCCAUAGCUAAAGCCCGUCAGACCUUUGACCGAGAUGGGUCUGAAGCAGGGCUUAUAAAGGCAUUCCAUGAGGAAUACUCCAGGCUCUACCAGCUCGCCAGAGAGAGCCCCACCUCGCACAGCGAUCCUCGGCUGCAGCACGUGUUGGUCUACUUUUUCCAAAAUGAAGCUCCCAAAAGGGUAGUAGAGCGGACCCUUUUGGAACAGUUUGCAGAUAAAAACCUUAGCUAUGAUGAAAGGUCAAUCAGCAUCAUGAAGGUGGCCCAAGCUAAACUGAAGGAGAUCGGUCCAGAUGACAUGAAUAUGGAGGAGUACAAGAAGUGGCAUGAAGAUUAUAGUUUGUUUCGAAAGGUGUCUGUGUAUCUCCUAACAGGCCUGGAACUCUAUCAGAAAGGAAAGUACCAAGAAGCCCUUUCCUACUUGGUGUACGCCUACCAGAGCAACACCACUCUGCUGACGAAGGGGCCCCGCCGGGGGGUGAAGGAAUCCGUGAUUGCUUUGUACCGGAGAAAAUGCCUCCUGGAGCUGAAUACCAAAGCGGCUUCUCUCUUUGAAACAAAUGAUGACCACUCUGUAACAGAGGGUAUUAAGGUUAUGAAUGAGUUGAUCAUUCCCUGUAUUCACCUUAUCAUCAAUAAUGACAUCUCCAAGGAUGACCUGGAUGCCAUUGAGAUCAUGAGAAAGCAUUGGUGCUCUUACCUUGGACAGGAUAUUGCAGAAAAUCUGCAGCUGUGCUUAGGGGAGUUUCUACCCAGGCUUCUAGAUCCUUCUGCAGAAAUCAUUGUCUUGAAGGAGCCUCCAACUAUUCGACCCAAUUCUCCCUAUGACCUUUGCAGCCGAUUUGCCGCUGUCAUGGAGUCAAUUCAAGGGAUUUCAACUGUGACAGUGAAAUAAGCCGUCACACGUUCAAGGCCCGUCCCGGUCCUUUGAUUGCCUCCCUGUUUGGACAGAAGUCUGUUACCAUGGUGUUUACCUUGGGAAAGGAAUUAGGUGAAAAAGUAAGAUUCAGAUCUAGAUCCCAGCCAUGCUGUGUGUACAACAAAGGAUUGAAAAUAAAAUUGCACUUUUUAGGAACAGAAUCACUAAAGCAAUUGUACUGAAAAAGGCAGGAGCCAGUGUAUGAAAAUGUUGAGUUAUGCAGAAGACCUGAAAUGUCCUCUUGCACCUAUGAGAAUGCUUGGACUUUUCUAGCCUUUUACCAUGUUUUAAAUUAUCCUUCAGGCACAAAUAUUUUUGACAGCAGAGUAGAAGGGUGAUUCAUCAGAACCUGAACCAGAUGAAUAGCUACUCGUUAAUACAGAUGACAUUUGAAAAUUUUUAACUGCAAGAGAUGAAAAAUGUAAACCUUGCCUGGCCCUGGGCCGGAGACGACAGACCAGGAUGCUGAUACACCUCUGCCCGUUGCCUCGGGCAGGCUGUAAAGUCAUGUGGCAGUGAAACGCUGCAAAGUGAAAUGAAAGCUGCCUUUCCUUUCUUUCUUCUCUCUCUUUCAUUUUAUAUUUUAAAAUAAACCAGAAAACCUCAUGCUCAGUCCUCAGUGAAAGAAAGAAAAGCAUUAAGAACUUUAGAUGGACUAACAUUGCAAAACUUGACUAAAGGUAGUGGGUUUUUUUGUUUUUGUUUUUUUUGGUGAGGGAGCCUUUAUUUUUUUAACUUAAGUUUAGUUGGUGUAUAAUAUUAUAUUAGUUUCAGUGUACAACAUAGUGAUUUGGCAUUUUUGUACCUUACGAAGUGAUCGCCAUACUAAGCCUAGUACCCAUCUGUCACCAUACAAACUUAUCCCAAUAUUAUUGACUGUAUUUCCCUUUUCUUCUUCACCCAUCCCUCCCACUACCACCCAACUAAACAAAACAGAAACGAGCUCAUAGAAACAGAGAUCAAAGUUAUGGUUAAUGAUACAGCAUUUUGUCAUUAACCAUUUAGGUAAAAUUUUCUAGGUUGUGAAAAUUGUCAGAAACAUAUCUGCGACUGAUGCUAGCCCAAAAGAAAAUUUUGUUGCCCUUACCCUUUUUGUUUUGAAAGAAUAAGGGAUAUGGGCAUGUAAAAAGAGGGGGAAAAACCCUCUACAUAUGUGUAUGUAAAGAGAGGAAUAUCCCAUUGACCAUUUUUGGGUGUCCCAUUGACCAUUUUUGCCUCCAGCUUGGGUGCUUUAAUGAAAUUUUACAAUGAAUGAGGAAAGUGUGGGAGGGAAGAACACUUGAUACAACUAUGCAGAUUUUAUAAAUGUGCAAUAAAAGUAUUUGUUUUACCUUU
This is a messenger RNA of Artibeus jamaicensis (Jamaican fruit-eating bat), 4865 nucleotides long. RefSeq names its product ubiquitin specific peptidase 28 (gene USP28). The transcript has 26 exons. Gene Ontology annotation, biological process: DNA damage checkpoint signaling; protein deubiquitination; regulation of protein stability. Lineage: Eukaryota; Metazoa; Chordata; Mammalia; Chiroptera; Phyllostomidae. Gene Ontology annotation, cellular component: nucleus; cytosol. The record is from RefSeq and is a predicted model, not a curated record. Gene Ontology annotation, molecular function: cysteine-type deubiquitinase activity; cysteine-type endopeptidase activity; protein binding. The coding region runs from base 75 to 3506 and encodes 1143 amino acids.